Molecule: messenger RNA, 431 nt
Organism: Neurospora tetrasperma FGSC 2508
Lineage: Eukaryota; Fungi; Ascomycota; Sordariomycetes; Sordariales; Sordariaceae
Exons: 2
Coding region: 171-431 (86 amino acids)
Source: RefSeq, a predicted model, not a curated record
CGAAGUACAUAUUCCAUUGGAAGACGGAAGACGGCAAUCACCGCGACUACGAGCUUCUCUACUUCUGGGUCGAGUUGUUGAAUGGUUCGGCGUGGGGUUUUCCCAACUUUCGUUCCAUUGGAUGGGUAGGAUCUUGUGCUGACAGGGAGGACGGACUGUCCAAAAAUACCAUGCCCGUUCCAACAUUGAACGACGAUAUGCCAAUGUUGGAAAAAUAUCGACAACGUUCCAAGUUUGAGCCAAUUGCCAUGGUCACGCUCAAUCCUUCCCAACCCCACGCUUGUCCUCCCACCCUCUCUCCCACGCCGCCCGCCGUUUGCAAAGACGGCACAGCGUCUGUUGAACUACAUCGCAACCUAUGGGAGCAACCGGAAACCACCUUCCAGUUCAAUUUGGAAUGGGACGGUUUCGGCUCCUGGUUGACUGGUUGA